This is a messenger RNA of Colletotrichum orchidophilum, 468 nucleotides long. Its product is annotated as CoA binding domain-containing protein. The record is from RefSeq and is a predicted model, not a curated record. The coding region runs from base 1 to 468 and encodes 155 amino acids. Lineage: Eukaryota; Fungi; Ascomycota; Sordariomycetes; Glomerellales; Glomerellaceae. The transcript is spliced from 2 exons.
AUGUCGACCGAAGCCACGGCCCGUGUUUUCUUCUCGCAAAAGUUCAUUGCUGUGGUGGGCGCCAGUUCGAAUCCUGCCAAGUUUGGCAACAAGAUCUUCGCCUGGUACCUCGCCCACUCCAUCCCCGCAACCCCCAUCAACCCGACCGCCAGCACUGUCAACGCCCUCGGCAAAGACUACCCGGCCCUGCCCAAUCUCACGGCCCUGCCCAACCCAAAAGAAACCGCCGUCUCCAUAAUCACCCCGCCCCCGGCGACGCUCAAGAUUCUGCGCGAGGCGAAAGAGCUGGGCGUGCCCGCCGUCUGGCUGCAGCCGGGCACCUUUGACGACGCCGUGCUCGAGUACGCCCGCGGCGAGGGCGGCUUCGAGGCCGUCGUCGCCGGGUUCGGAGGUGGAACCCGCGGCGGAGAGGGGUGGUGCGUGCUUGUUGAUGGGGAGAGGGCGCUCAAAGCUGCGGGGAAGCUUUGA